Haemorhous mexicanus (house finch) is the source of this 1603-nucleotide messenger RNA. It is a transcript of the gene PNPO, whose product is annotated as pyridoxamine 5'-phosphate oxidase. The transcript is spliced from 7 exons. Gene Ontology annotation, biological process: pyridoxine biosynthetic process; pyridoxal 5'-phosphate biosynthetic process. Gene Ontology annotation, molecular function: FMN binding; pyridoxamine phosphate oxidase activity. NCBI's taxonomy places the organism in Eukaryota, Metazoa, Chordata, Aves, Passeriformes, Fringillidae. The coding region runs from base 330 to 1019 and encodes 229 amino acids. The record is from RefSeq and is a predicted model, not a curated record.
CCCCUGUCCCUUGUCACAGUCCCCCCCCAGCUCCAACCAUCCCAUUCCCACCGUCCCUGUGCCCUCUGCCCCCCGUUCACGUGUCCCCGUGUGUCCCCGCUGUCCCCGCGCGUCCCUCCCGCGGUCGCGGCCCCUUUAAGAGCCCCCGAACCUCGCUAUGCCCAGCCACUACUUCCGGGUCUUUUGUCCCCGCCCCUUCCGCCUCCUCCAAUGGGCAGCCAGCUUCUACAGAGGCGCGCGCGCUCGGCCGCUUCCUAUUGGCUGGGUUGGAGGAGGCGUGGCCGCAUUUAGCCACGCCCCCGAGGUGGCGGGGGCUCCGCGCGGCCGCGAUGGAGCUGGAGCAGCUGCGGAAAGGCUACCGGGGGGACAGCGAGGCGUUCGAGGAGUGCCACCUGGUGUCCCCCGAGCCCCUGGAGCAGUUCCGGGCCUGGCUGCAGGAGGCGCUGCAGUGCCCGGACAUCGCCGAGCCCAACGCCAUGUGCCUGGCCACCUGCUCCAGGGACGGGCGGCCCUCGGCCCGCAUGGUGCUGCUGAAGGGGCUGGGCCCCGACGGGCUGCGCUUCUUCAGCAACUACGAGAGCAGGAAGGGCCGCGAGCUGGACUCCAACCCCUUCGCCUCCCUGGUUUUCUACUGGGAGCCGCUCUGCCGCCAGGUGCGCAUCGAGGGCUCGGUGCGGCGCCUGCCCGAGGAGGAAUCCGAUCGCUACUUCCAGAGCCGGCCCAGGGGCAGCCAGAUCGGGGCCCUGGUCAGCCGGCAGAGCACGGUCAUCCCCGACCGAGAGUACCUGCGGAAGAAGAACGCGGAGCUGGAGGAGCUGUACCGGGACAAGGCAGUGCCCCGGCCGGACUACUGGGGCGCGUACCUGGUGGAGCCGGAGGUGGUGGAGUUCUGGCAGGGCCAAUCGAACCGGCUGCACGACCGGAUCGUGUUCCGGCGGGUCCGGGACCGCGCGGCGCCGCUCGGGGCCAUGACGCACCGGGGCCACGGCGACUGGGUCUACGAGCGCCUCUCGCCCUGAGCCCGCCGCCGAAUGUCCCCAAGGAAUGUCCCCAGGUGUCGCAGCCGCCCCGCCCUGUCCCUCGCUGUGUGCUGGGGGAUGGCUUCGGAGCCGCCCUCACCUCGUCUGCAGCCAGCCCCGGUGGUUAAUUAAUCGUGUUAAUGAUCGUGCAGGGUCCGGCUGGGACCCCAGUGACCCCCUGUCCCUGUCCCUGUCCCUGUCCCUGUCCCUGUCCCUGUCCCUGUCCCUGUCGCUGUCCCUCGCCGUGGGCUGGGGAAUGCCUUCAGAGCUGUCCCCACCCCGGUGCGUCCCCAAAUCCGUCUGCAGCCGCUGCCAGUGGUUAAUUAAUCGUGUUAAUGAUCGUGCAGGGUCCGGCUGGGACCCCAGUGACCCCCUGUCCCUGUCGCUGUCCCACCACUGCCCUCUCUCUCCAUGUUUUAGCUGGAAUCGUGCGAUGUGCUCAAUUCCCAGUUCAUUACUGCUGUUGUUUAAUUAACUCAAAUCGUGUCGCCGCUGGCCUGGCCUGGCCGGGGGCCGUGAGACCCCGGCCCUGAGCCCGCCCCCUCCUCCCGCUGCUGGAAAAGAAUAAAUCAGGAUUUAUGUGA